Messenger RNA from Rosa rugosa (rugosa rose), 546 nucleotides. RefSeq lists its product as uncharacterized. NCBI's taxonomy places the organism in Eukaryota, Viridiplantae, Streptophyta, Magnoliopsida, Rosales, Rosaceae. The record is from RefSeq and is a predicted model, not a curated record. Bases 1 to 453 code for a protein of 150 amino acids. The transcript is spliced from 4 exons.
AUGAGGAAGACUCCAGACAAAAUGAAAGAUGGAGAUGAUUCUGGAUUAGAAACAAACAGUAUUCAAAAGGGAUUCACUUUGGGAUUACACUUUUGCCUCUCGGUUAUUGAAAGGGUUUUCAUAUUUUUGUUUUUGCAAGCAAACGAAGAGCGGAGUUUUGCAGGCGAUGGAAGUCUGGCUUUAUAUAUAGAGAUUAAAGCCAAAGUAGCCACCGAGGCCUCUCCAUUUUCAUUGCUUCAGUCUCUCCAAACUAAAAACUCAUUCUCUCAGUUGCAAGGGUGGUACAACAAAUUACAAAGAAAUGACGUUUUGGCAGAGUCUGAGGAAAGUUCAGACUUCUUAGACAUGAGGCAAAAUGUUGGUUGCAUAGCACAUAUCUGUUCAAAUCUGGCAACUGUCGUAUCUCAAGAACAAAUAAGAUCGAUCGACUUUGGUCCAAUCUUGAAUCUCUGAUUGCUAGCCGGGUUCAAAUCUUCUUCAUUUGCUUCUGAGAUCAACAUCGGCUCAAACCCAGACUCCAUUACAGAUUUAUUAGUUGAGGUAAAU